Molecule: messenger RNA, 936 nt
Organism: Rotaria sp. Silwood2
Lineage: Eukaryota; Metazoa; Rotifera; Eurotatoria; Philodinida; Philodinidae
Source: the annotation of a GenBank genome assembly
AUGACAGAAGAUUUCAUUCCAUCUGCGUCUAUUGAUAGCCAUUCAAUGCCAAUGGAAGUACAAAUACCAUUACUAGAGCCAUCUUCAAAUGCAAAAGAUUCUAGCCAUAAUAAUGAUCUUAAAUCUCUUCCUAACAAUAAUAACAAAACAAGGUCUUCAUUCGUUGACGAAAAGAUACCUGAUCCACAUAUUGUUCAGUCUUCACUUAAUGGAUCGAAGGCAUUAAAAAUGUCUGAUAGAUUAUUUGCUGUGUCUCAGUUAAAAACAUUAGCAUUCUAUCAAGCAUUACUUAGUGAAUUUAUUGGAACAAUGUUACUUGUAUUAAUAGGUUCAUCUAUUGGUUUACCAGUUGCAUCUAAAUCCGUACCUGAUCUACAUGGCGCUCUUGCAGCUGGUCUUACUAUUGCUACUAUUAUCGUCGGAUUUGGUCAUACGAGUGGAGCACAUAUUAAUCCAGCUGUUACAGUAACAUUUCUUGCUGCAUGUGAAAUUGAUUUUCUACGAGCAUUCUGUUAUAUUGGUAUGCAGCUUCUCGGUGCAAGUUGUGGUUCGAUUUUAUUAAAAUCGCUUGUACCAUCACAUGCACAAGGUAAUUUAGGUAUGACAAUGAUUACUACAGGUGUUUCAGUUUCACAAGCAUAUGUGGUAGAAUCUAUAAUAACUUUUAUAUUAUGUUAUACUGUACAUGCUAUUUGUGAUAAACGACGCGAUGAUAUUGGUGGUUCAAAAGCUUUAGCCGUUGGUUUAGCUGUAGUAGUAGGUUGUUUAUUCGGUGGACCUUUCACAGGUGGUUCAAUGAAUCCAGCUCGAUCAUUUGGACCUGCUGCAGUAAUGAAUUCAUGGGAAAAUCAUUGGGUUUACUGGUUUGGACCAUUGACUGGCUCUAUUGCAGCGGCAUUAGUUUAUUCGCAUAUCUUCAAACAUCAUCAUCAAUGA